This is a messenger RNA of Carlito syrichta (Philippine tarsier), 1731 nucleotides long. It is a transcript of the gene CORO2A, whose product is annotated as coronin 2A. The coding region runs from base 1 to 1419 and encodes 472 amino acids. The transcript has 11 exons. Gene Ontology annotation, biological process: actin filament organization. Gene Ontology annotation, molecular function: actin filament binding. Lineage: Eukaryota; Metazoa; Chordata; Mammalia; Primates; Tarsiidae. The record is from RefSeq and is a predicted model, not a curated record.
AUGGUCGGGGGAGCAUUCUGUCUCCUGGGCACUGUUUUGCAGACAGGAAAGUUGGACCCCCACUACCCAAAGGUGUGCGGGCACAGAGGGAAUGUCUUGGACGUCAAGUGGAACCCUUUUGAUGAUUUUGAGAUCGCCUCCUGUUCUGAAGAUGCCUCGAUUAAGAUCUGGAGCAUUCCCAAGCAGCUGAUGGCAAAGAACCUCACAACCUGCAGGAAGGAGCUGGUGGGCCACGCACGCAGGGUGGGCCUGGUGGAGUGGCACCCCACAGCCGCCAACAUCCUUUUCAGCGCCGGCUACGACUACAAGGUGAUGGUCUGGAAUCUGGAUACAAAGGAGGCUGUCAUCAUGAGCCCUGUGAGGACGAUUGACUGCCACCAAGACGUGAUCCUCUCCAUGUCUUUCAACACCAACGGCAGCCUGCUGGCCACCACCUGUAAGGACCGCAAGAUUCGGAUUCUCGACCCGCGAGCAGAAACAGUUCUCCAGGAGGCCAGCUACAAGGGACACCGGGCCAACAAGGUGCUGUUUCUGGGGAACCUGAAGAAGCUGCUGUCCACAGGAACAUCCCGAUGGAACAACCGGCAGAUGGCCCUGUGGGACCAGGACGACCUCUCUGUGCCUCUCACGGAGGAAGACUUGGAUGGCUCCUCGGGUGUGCUGUUCCCCUUCUACGAUGCGGACACCAACAUGCUCUACAUGGUGGGGAAGGGAGAUGGCAACAUCCGCUACUACGAGGUGAGCGCCGACAAGCCUCACCUGAGCUACCUGACUGAGUACCGCUCCCAUAACCCACAGAAGGGGAUCGGUGUCAUGCCAAAGAGAGGUCUCGACGUGUCCUCCUGUGAGAUCUUCCGCUUCUACAGGCUGAUCACAACCAAAAGCCUCAUCGAGCCUGUAUCCAUGAUUGUGCCCCGCCGGUCGGAAUCCUACCAAGAGGACAUCUACCCCCCAACUGCAGGGGCCCAGCCAUCCCUGACUGCGCAGGAGUGGCUCGGUGGAAUGAACAGAGGGCCAAUCCUGGUAUCCCUUAGGCCUGGCUCCGAGCUGCUGAGCCCCCGGCCACUGCCUCCAGAGAGAUCCGUCUUCAACUCUGUGGCCCCAGCCUCACCCCGGCCCUUGGACCAGACAGAGAAGCCAGCUGCAGAAGAUGGCUGGAGACCUUCCUUCCUGCUGGGAGAGAAGACGCCAAGGUGGGCAGCAGAACACAGGCUGGAGGAGAAGAAGUCCUGGCUCACAAACGGCUUUGACAUUUUCGAAUGCCCCCCACCAAAGACAGAGAAUGAGCUGCUGCAGAUGUUCUACCGGCAACAGGAAGAGAUCCGAAGGCUUCGCGAGCUGGUGACCCAGCGAGAGGUCCAGGCCAAACAGUUGGAACUGGAGAUCAAAAACUUGCGGAUGAGCUCAGAGCAGUUCUGAGCGGAGACCUCCGCCCUCCUCGCCCUCAGGGACACCACUGGGCUCCGUGGGGAGGUCCAGCACCAAACCACAAGUCCCCCGAGAACAACCACUAUUUCUAUAUUUUUUUAGCAGAAAACAAAACUCCCAGUCACUGAAGGAGAUUCCAGUGGGACGUGGUGCCGUUUUUUCUAUUUGCCUUCUUGCAACUACAGUUUCUGAACUUUAUUUUUAGAUGAUACCUGGCUUCUGUUUAAUUCUGUUGUUAAUGGUCCAUGAUGAGUGGUACCUUCUCAAAGGGAUAGAAUGUCAUACAGGGUUAGAGCUGGAAGG